AUGGGGUCGUAUUCGCUUCAAACAAUUGAGCUUUUGAAGAAUGAGAUUCCAGUGGAGCAGGACUCUCUUCUUCUCUCCGGUGAUGUAAAAACCGGUUUAGUUCUUGUUGACAUCGUUAAUGGAUUCUGCACCGUUGGUUCCGGAAAUCUGGCUCCGCAAGCACCAGAUAAACAAAUUUCAGGAAUGGUUGAUGAGUCAGUGAAGCUCGCCAAAAUGUUUUGUGAGAAGAAAUGGCCUAUAUAUGCUUUACUUGAUUCUCAUCAUCCAGAUAUUCCCGAGCCUCCAUAUCCUCCUCACUGUAUAGCUGGAACUGAUGAGUCAAAAUUGGUUCCUGAUUUACAGUUUUUGGAAAAUGAACCUAAUGCAACGCUAAGGUGCAAAGGAUGCAUUGAUGGGUUUCUUGGUUCAUUUGAGAAAGAUGGAUCCAAUGUCUUUGUGGAUUGGGUGAAAACCAACGAGAUCAAAGCCAUACUGGUUGUAGGGAUAUGCACAGACAUUUGUGUGCUUGAUUUUGUUUGCUCAGCACUUUCUGCAAGAAAUCGUGGACUUCUCACUCCAUUGAAGGAUGUGAUUGUGUACUCUCAUGGUUGCGCUACUUUUGAUUUUCCAAUUCAUGUUUCCAGAAAUAUCAAAGGUGCUCUAGCUCAUCCACAGGAACUUAUGCAUCAUAUAGGACUCUAUAUGGCUAAAGGAAGAGGAGCCAAGGUGGUUUCUGAAGUCUCGUUUGGUACCGAGUAG
Messenger RNA from Fraxinus pennsylvanica, 738 nucleotides. NCBI's taxonomy places the organism in Eukaryota, Viridiplantae, Streptophyta, Magnoliopsida, Lamiales, Oleaceae. The record is from the annotation of a GenBank genome assembly.